UGUUCAACACAAGAGGGAUAAUCUCAGAAGCUGACCAAGCAGCAAACCAACUGUGGGUGCUGCUCUGAAGUCAGUCACUCUGCUGUUACCACAGAGGACACAGGCUACUACUGAGCUGAGAUCCAGGUCGAUGGACAAAUCAACACGAAUGCUGCAGAGCUAAAUCAGCUACUGGACAGAAAAGCUUCUAUCAAAUCUAAAAUCCAGGGAGGAACUGGAUUUAAUUCCCAUUUGAGAGGAGAAACGAAGAAACUAACCCAGGCUGUGAAAAAGAAUAAAGGAAAACAAAAAGGACUAAAUAGGAAGACGCAAGACAUCAAUGAGCAUGCAGCAGUAUGGGGGAAGAGGGUGGAAAAACCUAGAUGAAGAGAAUCUAUUGCGUGUGUUCCAGUGCAUCAGGUGUGUGUAUGGGUGUUACUGCGGGUAACCAGGCAGGGAAAAAGCUUGUCGUCUCAUGGGAAUGUGGGGGAGCGACCUAAUCAGCAAUGAAUACAACAACAGAAAAGGAAUAUGCAUAUGCAAAGCCCUCUGUCGCACCGUGCCACCAUGUCAACAGAGUGCACAUCUUCCUACUCGCUGUACAAAACAAUUGUGUCAGUCAAGUUCAGCUCAGACAAAUAGACGGAAACUGCGGCUACUGAUACAACUACUACUACUACGGCUGAUAAUGAAGACUCGUGUUCGCCACAACACUCUUGGAUGGAUUGUAGUAACAAGCUCGGAGUGACCUUUUUUCAAACAAUGAUCAGAGGAGGCACUGAUGACUAAUGUUUUACUUCUUCACCUUAAGGACUACAAUCAACUUCCUCAAAGGAGUUUUAUCUGUGGUGGCGUUUGGAUACGGUGAAGCAGGUUUAUUAUGCACAAGCUAGAAGGGACAAAAUGCAGCUUCCUGUUGUGCCUGGGGAUGAGUAUUAUCAUCUGUUCAGUUAUUUACAUGAGGACCAGGAUGCCAACAGAGCCUAAGGUGUUAAAGUCUCCAAGUUGCAGGUCCUUCUCCACUGAAUGCAAGGCUUCGCUGCCCGGCAUGGAGGAAGGAGUGGAGUCGUACCGGCGUGACUGCCAGCUGGAAAGCUACAUUAUGAAUAGUCGCAUGCAAUGUUCCAAUUUGACCAGAGACCUACACUUCAUCACAAGACCUCUAAGUCGCGAGGAGGAGGACUACCCUUUAGCUUUCAUUAUGACCGUUCACAAGGAGCUAGAGCUAUUUGUGCGCUUAUUACGCGCCAUUUACAUGCCACAAAAUGUGUACUGCAUUCAUGUUGAUAAUAAGGCUUCAGUGGAGUACCAGGCGGCUGUACUGAAGCUUGUCAGCUGCUUCAAAAAUACCUUCCUCUCCAGCCAAAGAGAGACAGUGACAUACGCUGGCUUUUCCCGCCUGCAAGCAGAUAUAAACUGCAUGAAGGAUUUAUCAAAGUCCAAUAUAGGCUGGAGGAAGGUGGUGAAUCUGUGUGGACAGGAUUUCCCUGUCAAAAGCAACCUGGAACUGGUGCGGUACAUGCAGAGCAAAGAGUGGAGGGACAGGAACAUGACGCCUGGGGUCAAGCAGCCCCAGUCUAUGAAGCACAGGACACAGCUCCAGCACAGGGAGAUAGUAGGCUCACAUGUAACUAUGACAAGAUUGAGACUGAAGAAAGGUGCUCCUCCACACAAUCUGCAAGUGUAUUUUGGAACCGCCUAUUAUGCUCUCACACGGGCUUUUGUAGACUUUGUUCUGAAAAGCCCAAUAGCCCAGGACCUUUUGGAGUGGUCCAAAGACACGUUCAGUCCAGACGAGCACUACUGGGUGACACUCAACCACAUCAAAGACGUUCCAGGCAACCACAUAGACGGAGGUUGGGAGGGAGACAUCCGGGCAAUCAAGUGGAGAGAUCAAGAGGGAAGAGUACACAAUGGCUGCAAAGGGCAUUAUGUACGAGACAUCUGCAUCUAUGGAGUGGAAGACCUGCCGUGGAUCGUCAAAAGGAACAGCAUGUUUGCCAAUAAGUUUGAGAGUAACACGUUUCCUGAGGCCCUGGACUGCCUGGAGCAGUGGCACAGGAACAAGGUGUUGAACCAGACUAUUGUUCCCAAUGAGGCAUCCUGGCUGCUGGCCACACAGAGCAACUCAAGCAGCAGCUACUUCAACAGCAUUGCUGGAGCAUGAAACCACUCUUGGUGUUCUCACCUGACAAAAGUGUAUCUACAUUAAGUUCAAAUGAAUUGCACUUCCUUAGUGGCUGUGAAUGUGGGCAGUAAAAACGGAACUGACAAACUUCCACUGCAGUGCGGCUACUGUUCACAAGCAGAUGGGUUAUUAUACACAGGGGAAGCAAUGUAGUUCAAACAAAAAUCAAAUGUAUUUAUUAUUAUUUAACUAUUAAACUAUUUAACAGAUUCUAUCCGAGACAACUGUACUAUGAUUGAAUAACCUGAAUGUGAAUUACAUAUUGUUUAACGUCA
Molecule: messenger RNA, 2442 nt
Organism: Eleginops maclovinus (Patagonian blennie)
Lineage: Eukaryota; Metazoa; Chordata; Actinopteri; Perciformes; Eleginopidae
Gene: gcnt7
Product: glucosaminyl (N-acetyl) transferase family member 7
Exons: 5
Coding region: 860-2146 (428 amino acids)
Cellular component (GO): membrane
Molecular function (GO): acetylglucosaminyltransferase activity
Source: RefSeq, a predicted model, not a curated record